UGUAUCGAAAAUCUCUGAUGACAUUCAGUGUGAACAUAGGCACGGAAGAGGAGGACAACUGUAGCAGCUUUACUAUGCGUAAGAGUGAAACAGCACUAAUCCAAAUAAAAAAGAUGGUGUCGUCACUUUGCUCUGAAUGACACUCUCUCUAUGCUAAUAUAUAACUCUAUGCCUUGGACUCGAGUCACUUUUUCGUCUCCUGAAUGCGACCAUUGAGCCAGUCCGGUCGUUUCGCCUCCGAUGAGUGUCACUUGUCACUAAGGUUUGUUUUUUGUUUUUAUGAUAUGGGAUAAUGGGAUGGGGUAAUUUUGCUUUUUUGAAUGUUGAGUGUAUAAUUUGGUAUUAUUAAUAAUUAUUUAUUGAAAUACAUAAAAUCAAAACCAAAUGGAAGUAAAAAAAGAAUUUAGUGAGGAUUCGUGUAAAGUAGAAAUAGAGUAUCAUGACUUGGAUGGCGUUAAAUGUGAAGUAAAGCAAGAAUUUAGUGAGAAGACAUGUAACGUAGAAAUAGAGUAUAAUGACUUGGAUGAUGCUCUUCUCGAUGGCUUUAAAUGUGAAAUUAAGGAGGAAUUCAAUAGAGAAAGUAUAGAUGACACCUCUAAUUAUUUAGAAGACUUUCCGAUAGGUCCUGAAAUAGAAUGUGACGGAAAUAAACUGAAGCUGUGUGAAGAAAACCAAAAAACCGAAAAAGGUUGUAUUCAGGAGGAGAAUAAAAUCAAAAUUGUGGAAACCGUUUUUGAACAUUCAUCACAUAAACGACACUAUUUGGGAAAAGGGAAAGAAAGAGACGAAGGAAAAACUUUAGAUAAGACUGGACAAGAACCCAACAAGUGUGAAAUUUGUUUAAAGCAAUUUACUAAAACAAGUCAUUUGAAGAGACAUUUGAAUAUGCACACCAGAGAAAAACUAUACAAGUGCGAAAUUUGUUCUAAACAGUUUACAAAAACAUAUCAUUUGAAAACACAUUUGAGAGUCCACACUGGAGAAAAACCAUACAAGUGCGAAAUUUGUUUUAAGCAGUUCGCUCUUAAAAAACUUUUAAAUCAACACAUGAUUGUUCACACUGGAGAAAAACCAUACAAGUGCGAAAUUUGUUUUAAGCCGUUCGCUUAUAAAACAUCUUUAAAUCAACACAUGAUAGUUCACACUGGAGAAAAAUCAUAUAAAUGUGAAACUUGUUUUAAACAGUUUAGUCAAGCAAGUCAUUUGAAGACACAUUUGAGAGUGCACACUGGAGAAAAACCAUACAAAUGUGAAAUUUGUUCUAAACAGUUUACAAAAACAUAUCAUUUGAAAACACAUUUGAGAGUCCACACUGGAGAAAAACCAUUCGAAUGUGAAAUUUGUUUUAAGCAGUUCACUCGUAAAGAAUCUUUAAAUAAACACACGAGAGUUCACACUGGAGAAAAACCAUACAAGUGUGAAAUUUGUUUUGAGCAGUUCGCUCUUAAAGGAACUUUAAAUCGACACAUGAGAGCUCACACUGGAGAAAAACCAUACAAGUGUGAAAUUUGUUUUAAGCAGUUCGCUCUUAAAGAAUCUUUAAAUCGACACAUAAAACAGGCCGUACACGAUCAUUAAUAAUGACAUUACUUUCGAAAAAUUCACAUCAUUCCAUAUUGUCAUUACUCUUCAACCUUACACAAUCAUUAUUACUGUCAUCUUUACCAGUCUUCCUUCUCUCAUUCUGCUUAUAUGACUAUACCAUUCUUUUUUCUUUUCAAUGUCCAGUCAUUUAUAUUCUCUAUAUUCCAGCCCUGAGGUCUGUGCUACGUUGUCUAUCCCAUAAUGAUUUUCCUGUAAUAUCUCAGACUAUUUUCAUUUCACACGUUGAAGAAUUAAGACACGGAAAGAUCGACAUAUGUGCACUUCAGGAGAAUAAGAAUGAAAAAUAUUUAAAUAAGUACUGCAUACUUUCCUAGACAGAUGUACUGAGUAAUGAUGUGGUAAUGAUUCACCGCACCGUAUAUGAUCAUUAGUAAUGACCGUAUCCCUCCCGUUUACAGCAGGGGUGUGCGGUCCAUGGAAGCAAGGGAAGCAUUGCUUCCCUUGGUUUCCGUAGUAAUGCCGUACCAAUUGAAUAACUAAGAUUAUUUAAAAAAAAAUGAACAAACACAUAAGCAGAAUUUUAAGUUGUAUACGAGAAUAUUUAAUUAUGUAGUACAAGCAGCAAGUACCUAAUAAGAAAAGACAAAGAUACUCUAUUUCUGUCAUACAGUAAAUAUCAAAGCAAUGAAAUACUGAUAAGCACGUAAGCAGCGUUGCAUGCUGCAUCCUUCCGUAAUCGGACCAUAAUCAUAUUUCUACGGUGGUAUUCGAGUUAUGUCGGCAUAAUAAUCUGAUUUUAAAGUUGCUUCUCUUCAGGGCUUUGUAAAAAUCAUCGGUGUUACACGCUGACCGGCGAGUUCAAAUCUCGGGCAUAUCUUUAGCCUUUAGCUUAUAAGCAGUUUUGUCAAUUGCAUACGAAGAUGAUUUGAAUUGAAAUAGGAUUUACCAGCACUUGACAAUGAUGGGCUUCGUCGACUGAUUAUGUGGAAUUAUGAAGAUGGAUUUUAUUGAAUUAUUUA
This is a messenger RNA of Diabrotica virgifera virgifera (western corn rootworm), 2564 nucleotides long. Its product is annotated as zinc finger protein 239-like. NCBI's taxonomy places the organism in Eukaryota, Metazoa, Arthropoda, Insecta, Coleoptera, Chrysomelidae. Gene Ontology annotation, biological process: regulation of transcription by RNA polymerase II. The record is from RefSeq and is a predicted model, not a curated record. The transcript has 2 exons. The coding region runs from base 385 to 1578 and encodes 397 amino acids. Gene Ontology annotation, molecular function: DNA-binding transcription factor activity, RNA polymerase II-specific; RNA polymerase II cis-regulatory region sequence-specific DNA binding.